Anoplophora glabripennis (Asian longhorned beetle) is the source of this 1492-nucleotide messenger RNA. RefSeq names its product zinc finger protein weckle-like. Gene Ontology annotation, biological process: regulation of transcription by RNA polymerase II. Gene Ontology annotation, molecular function: DNA-binding transcription factor activity, RNA polymerase II-specific; RNA polymerase II transcription regulatory region sequence-specific DNA binding; zinc ion binding. The transcript is spliced from 4 exons. Gene Ontology annotation, cellular component: nucleus. Lineage: Eukaryota; Metazoa; Arthropoda; Insecta; Coleoptera; Cerambycidae. The record is from RefSeq and is a predicted model, not a curated record. Bases 69 to 1268 code for a protein of 399 amino acids.
GUGGCUUUGUAUUUUUGUCUCUGCGUUCUAUUUUCUGUUUAUAUUUAAAAGAAGAUUGUUGUAGAACAAUGACUGAUGUUAUGAAAACGUCGUGUAGGCUUUGCCUUAAAAAUAUAACCGAUGAAAGUUUUGAAGUGAUAAACAACAUUAUUAGAGACAUUCUAGACGUUCUUUUGCUGAAAUUGAAAUUUGAUGCUGAGAGCAAAGAGGUUAUAUGUAACGUUUGCAGAAGAAAGUUAAAUACAGCAUUAGAAUUUAAGUCGACAUGUUUGAAUACCGAUAACACAAUUAUUCCUUAUGUGGAUAGCGAAAAAAUGCUACAGCUCGACUUAGGAGAAGUGUACAGGCAGGAAAAGAAAAGUGAGUUAGUUUGCAGUCAGAAAAUAUGUCGAUUGUGCAUGCACCCAGUAGAAAGUGAGUUUAGGUGCAUACGUGAAGAGGAACUUGAAGCUAUUGACAAAUUGACACCUGAAAUGAAUAUAAAUAUCAUCAAAGAUCCCGUUGUUUGUAAGCCAUGCUUUGAUUCUCUGUGUAUUCACAACAGUUUCAUAAAAGAUUGCUCAGAGGUAGAAGAAAAAAUUAUAAGGAUUUUUGAUAGUUCGGCCAGAAGAAGUCAAAUAGAUACGUCUCCACUCGAUUCGUUCGUUAAGAGUGAAAACCUGGACAAGGAAUUCGAUAUUAACGAGAUGGAAAUGUCGAUCAAAGCUGAAUCUGUCGACAUAAAAUCGGAAGAUGAGGAAAGAAGCGACACGCCACUUCAGACCUCCGAUAUUGUACCAUUCGAGGAGAGUGACUGUAAAAAUAAAGAAGAGGAUGGAUUUAAACAUGAGGAUGGAUCAGAAGUGAAAACCAGACAGGAGCGUAAAUUAUUGUACAAAUGUGAAAAAUGUUUGUACAAAACUGGAAGUGAGAUCCGUUUUACGGCACACUGUGCGAGACAUGAGAAGGAUUUGGAAGCAUAUGAAUGUGAAUCGUGUGAGUACGAAACUGAAAAUAAGAAAUUACUUCUGAAGCACCCAUUGAAACAUAAAGGUUCUUUGCAGAUUCAAAUGUACAGAUGUAACGACUGCGAUUUCGAAACUAAAUACAAAGAAUAUAUCAAAAGGCAUCAACUACUGAAACAUAAAGAUCCUUCCCAGGUUCAGAUGUACAGAUGUAAUGACUGCGAUUUCGAAACAAAAUACAGGAGCUAUCUCGAAAAGCAUCAAUAUGUAACGAUUGCGAUUAUGAAGCAAGGUUCAACAGUCAUUUCAAACAGCAUCAACUGAAACAUAAAGAUCCUUCACAUGUUCAGAUGUACAGGUGUAACAAUUGCGAUUUCGAAACUAAAUACAACGGUAAUUUCAAACAGCAUAAACUGAAACAUAAAGAUCCUUCACGGAUUCAAAUGUACAGGUGUCACGAUUGCGAUUAUGAAACUAAAUACAAGAGUGUUGUCAAAAAGCACCAAUUGAAACAUAGAGAUCCUCCGCAGGUUCAAAUGUACAAGUGU